UUAUCUUGGAAAGGUUGAUGGCCUUAUCCGACUCAUGGAAGGAGAUCAUACUGGACCAAUUAACAUUGGAAACCCAGGUGAAUUCACAAUGAUGGAACUUGCCAAAACUGUGCAGGAGUUAAUUAAUCCCUCCGUGCCAAUCAAAGUCGUGGAUAACACUCCAGACGAUCCGCGGCAGAGGAAGCCCGACAUCACGAAAGCCAAGGAAUUGCUAGGUUGGGAGCCCACGGUCACAUUGCGAGAGGGCCUUCCGCUGAUGGAACAUAACUUCAGGGUGCGGCUCGGUGUUCAGAAGAAGUGCCAAACAUAGAUACAAUCUAGUUCAUACAUGUUUAUAUGCCCUCAAUAGCCAGAAGGUGACUAUUAAAUUGGCCUCUGAAAAUGGGACCCAUGCUUUCUCACACCCAUCCAAUGGCUGCAAGGUAAUUUGCUGCCUGUGUGCCCCACCACAUACCAUCAGUCCCUUAGUGUUUCUUUACUAGUGUUUAUGGGUUUAUGAUUAUUACCCUAUCAGUCAAAUGAAUAUAUUGGUUUUCUUCAGUACCUCUACAAAUGUGCCCCCUGGCAUGGUAUGGAAACUAAGUUUUUCUUUC
Messenger RNA from Magnolia sinica, 593 nucleotides. Its product is annotated as UDP-glucuronic acid decarboxylase 5. The record is from RefSeq and is a predicted model, not a curated record. NCBI's taxonomy places the organism in Eukaryota, Viridiplantae, Streptophyta, Magnoliopsida, Magnoliales, Magnoliaceae. The transcript has 3 exons. Gene Ontology annotation, molecular function: NAD+ binding; UDP-glucuronate decarboxylase activity. Gene Ontology annotation, cellular component: cytoplasm. The coding region runs from base 35 to 310 and encodes 91 amino acids. Gene Ontology annotation, biological process: D-xylose metabolic process.